AUGACAAUAAUUUUAAAUUACUACUUAAUCAGACAUAUUGUAAGUGUCAAACAUUUUGUCAGCAGUUUUAUGACACCUUUUACACUUCGGCUUUCAGAAAAGGCUCGACAAAAAAGUGGACGAAAUCACAACUCAGAACGCCUUGAUUCUCUCUUCCUAUGAAUAUGAGGGAGAAUUUUGUGUAAUCCGAGAUUAUUGGGAUCCGGAUAUCAAGGCAUUCCCGAGGACUUCGAUCACUUUAACAACCCAUGCAGCCGUCGAAUUUGCCGAUUUUAUUGAUGAGCAUGUAGGUUGUAAUCGGAAUCAGUAAUUUAUUCAGUGCCGACUGGCUCCAGACGACAAAAUUAUAGAAAAAAGUUCAACGUGAGGCUGAAUUUGGUAUCAAACAGUACCCAAGAGACACAAAGAGAGUUACGCAAUCCUUUUUAUUUGACAUGAUACGGUUUGAUAUCAAUUUCGGGUCCAUCUAAUCUCUUUUCGAUAUUCUUGUAGACCGGAGCCAGAAGGACACUUACUAUAUUCUUUACAGAAUUUUCAAUUUUUUCGAAAAAUUUUCAAAGCAACAAAAAUUUCCUUUUAGGAGAAAACCUGGACCGGCCCAAUCUCCGUCGCCAUUAUGGUGCCAAAUCCAAUGUAUACCUACAACGCAAGCGGUCAGCACGACUUCGGCACCGAGCAAUCUGUGAAUUACGCGUUUUCAGUGAGUCCUUCGCGAUCUUACAGUUUUUUUUAUUUUUAGUACGCUCUGGCAAAACUCGAGCUUCUUCAAGCAAAAAAAGCCAAUCGAAUUAGUUUGAACUUGAUGUACAAAAAAGAUGACAAAUGCCAUGAAACUCUCAAAGUCCCAUUGGUGCGACUGAAGGAAAAUCCGGUAUGCAUUUAUCGCCAAAAAAUUAAAUUGUGAUUUCCGAUAGCUAACACAAAAUUUUUAGGAAUUUAUUAGGGACUCAUUCAACUUGGUCCGCCGAUUCGCCGGGUAUCCAGCAAACUAUCUUCGCAAUUUGGCCAGAUACGGCUCAAAGACUAAUUUAAUUUUUGCCACAGAAAUCGAAAACUUUCCCAGUGAUGACUUCGAAGAGAAAAUGAGGCCACUCGCUAAUGAACUUCUUGUACAGUAAGUGUGAUUUUUUCAAAUAAAAAUUCCAUUGUUUAGUUCGAACAGAAAGUCUUUGUUACUCAUUAGAGAGUUCGAAGUGACUCUUGGAGUCGAGAUCCCAAAAAAUCGGACAAUUCUCAGGGUAAGUGACCACAGAUUUUGUAUUGAGGUCAAAUUGGGAUCAAAGAGAGCCAGAAUUUGAUGCAAAAAACAUCGCAACAGCCUUUUUCCAUCCUUGCGAUACUUUUUGACUUCAAAUUCUGGCUUCCUUUGAGUUCUUUCUGGAGCUUCUUGUAAGCCGUCCCCAAUUGUGCAUACAUUUUGCCGUUACUCGAGGGCAAUAAUCUUCGUAUCUUUUCAGAAAUUUUACAAUGACGGAUUUGUCAUCGAAUCGUACACUAUGCGCCGUCCCUCUAUGAAUCACAAGCUUCCCUAUUUGAAAGAGUGGCUGGAAACCGCACAAACUAAAAUCGUUCCAUUCAAGGUGAUUCCCUACCAAGGCAACGAUUGGGAGCCCGCGUUCGUAACCUAUCGAAAGGCAUUGCCAAAAAGUCCCGUCGAUAUUUCGGAUGUUCACCAAGACUCACGAUUUCAAGUGGAGGAAGCGUGCAGAGCGGGUUUCGAUUUCGUCAUAGUCAACGAUUUGUUUACUGUGCAUGCGGGAUUCCGGAAAACCGCGGAUCGAAUGAUUGAGGGUGCACGGAAUGACACGCUCAGGGAGAUGCUCACGGUAAGGUCUUGAUCCAACAUUAAGCAGGACUUUUUUAUCGCAUUUUCAGAGUUAUAAGAAAUUCCAAGCCCGGUUGGAUCAGCAGUAUCCAAACACAAAACCCAAAUGCCCAGAACGGCCGUCAUCAUAA
Messenger RNA from Bursaphelenchus xylophilus (pine wood nematode), 1956 nucleotides. NCBI's taxonomy places the organism in Eukaryota, Metazoa, Nematoda, Chromadorea, Rhabditida, Aphelenchoididae. The record is from the annotation of a GenBank genome assembly.